AUGGCCGAGACCAAAGAGAAAAAGGCUCUAGAGAGCUCGGUGUUAGACCAAGACUCGAGCGCCCCGAGUAUUCACGACGGUGGAAUCUUGUCCGAGGAAGCCGAGCGAGAAAAGCAUGAAGUAUUCAAAAAGACCGAGGGCGGCGUUGAUUUUCGUACCGUCACCUGGCAAAGGGCGUGUUUGAUCUUUCUCAAGAUCCAGAUCUCCACCGGAAUCUUGGGUAUUCCGGGAGCGCUGUACAGCCUUGGGGCCAUUGGCGGAGGACUCUCCAUUAUUGGAUGGCAGAUUUUAAACACUUGGACGGCCAUAUUAAUGGCCGAGUUCCGCAAUAGACACCCAGAAUGUCACACACUCGUCGACAUGUGCGGUAAACUGUGGGGCAGCAUCGGCAAGGAGUUUGUCGGCGUCAUGUUCAUCGUCGCGUACGUCUUUUGCACGGGCUCGGGCAUCCUGGGGACCUCGAUCGCCUUUAAUGCCCUGUCCGAACACGGCGCAUGCUCGGUGGCCUUUAGCUUUGCCGCCACCGUCCUGGUCAUUGCCGUCUCCAGUAUCCGCACCUGGGGCAAGAUGACGUGGCCGCUGACCGCGGGCUUUGUCUCCGUCAUGGCCGGUGUCCUUACCGUGACCAUCGGUGUCACCUUUCGCGACCGCCCGGCAGCUGCCCCGGCCACGGGCGACUAUGAGCUCGGAUGGUACGGCAUCGCAUACCCGACGUUUGCUGCUGGCAUGACUGCCACUGCGACCAUUUUCAUUUCCAGCUCUGGCGGUCCGGGUUACCUGCCGGUUAUUGCUGAAAUGAAAAAGCCCAAGGACUACAAAAAGGCCGUCAUCAUUGUCAACAUCAUUGUCGGCGCCGUCUAUCUUUCCGUCUCCGAGGUCAUUUACCGGUGGUGUGGCGCAUGGGUCGCCUCUCCUUCACUUGGCAGUGCUGGACCAUUGCUGAAAAAGGUUGCCUUUGGCCUGGCAUUGCCUAGUCUGAUUAUUUCCGCGGCUCUGUUUAACCAUACCGGGGCCAAGUAUGUUUUUGUGAGGAUCCUCCGCGACUCACCUCACCUGCAAACCAACAGUUUCGUCCACUGGGGCACCUGGCUGGGCGUGAAUUUCGUGCUCGGCAUCCUGUCGUGGGUCCUGGCCGAAGCGAUUCCCAUCUUCAACUACCUGAUCGCCCUUGCCGGGUCCAUUUGUUUCGCGCCUAUGAGCUUGAUCUUCCCUGCUUGCUUUUGGAUUUACGACUACGGCUAUUAUCGGAAAUCUGGAAAGCCCAGGCAGGUUGCUUUUUACUAUUUCCACAUUCUUAUCAUCCUGAUUGGAACUCUCCUGCUCAUUGGAGGAACAUACGGCACUGCCUUGUCCAUCAAGGAUGCUUAUGAGACUGGGGCCAUUGGAGGUGCCUUCAGCUGUGCUGACAACUCCGGGACAGUAGCUUAG
Molecule: messenger RNA, 1428 nt
Organism: Pestalotiopsis fici W106-1
Lineage: Eukaryota; Fungi; Ascomycota; Sordariomycetes; Amphisphaeriales; Sporocadaceae
Exons: 4
Coding region: 1-1428 (475 amino acids)
Biological process (GO): amino acid transmembrane transport
Cellular component (GO): vacuolar membrane
Molecular function (GO): amino acid transmembrane transporter activity
Source: RefSeq, a predicted model, not a curated record